Molecule: messenger RNA, 1447 nt
Organism: Anopheles coustani
Lineage: Eukaryota; Metazoa; Arthropoda; Insecta; Diptera; Culicidae
Gene: Sce
Product: E3 ubiquitin-protein ligase RING1
Exons: 3
Coding region: 54-1328 (424 amino acids)
Cellular component (GO): PcG protein complex; ubiquitin ligase complex
Molecular function (GO): ubiquitin protein ligase activity; chromatin binding
Source: RefSeq, a predicted model, not a curated record
UAGAAAACAAGUGAAUUCAUUGUGGUGCACCGUUAACCCAUAAAAAAUAAAAAAUGGCAUCGGUAGAACCUAUGUCGAAUAAAACAUGGGACCUGUCCCUGUACGAGCUUCACCGUACACCACAGGAAGCUAUCACGGAUAACACGGAGAUUGCCGUAUCACCUCGCAGCCUGCACAGUGAGUUGAUGUGCCCGAUUUGCUUGGAUAUGCUGAAGAAAACGAUGACCACCAAGGAGUGCCUGCAUCGGUUUUGCUCGGACUGUAUCAUCACGGCCCUGCGGUCGGGCAACAAGGAGUGUCCUACGUGCCGCAAGAAGCUCGUUUCCAAGCGUUCCCUACGCCCAGAUCCGAAUUUUGAUCUGCUCAUUUCGAAAAUCUACCCCAGUCGGGACGAGUACGAGGCGCACCAGGAGCGCGUGUUGGCAAAGUUCAACCAAAGCCACUCCCAGCAAGCGCUCGUACACUCGAUAAACGAGGGCAUAAAACUGCAGUCACAGAACCGCCCGAACAGAAAGCAGAAGGGUGAGAAUGAGCUGUGCCCAUCGAAUGCCAGUUCAUCUUCCAACUCCACCGCGCAGCCUCAAGCUACGGCAACGCCCGCGCCCACAAACGGUGCUACCGAACCGGGUAAGGAUAAUCAAGCCAGUUCCGGUGCAACUGCUGGCGGCGGUGGUGGUGGUGGUGGUGGUAGCGGUGGCGGAAGCGCUAGCGGUGCUGGUAGUGGCAGUGGUGGAGCUACAAGCGGCCCAACUCCUCCCGCUGGAGGUGAACAGAUGUCCAGCCGUCAGUCAUCCAAUCCACCCUCGGUACGUAGCACUCCUUCGCCUGUUCCGUCAAACAUCAGUUCGGCAAGUAAGGCGAAGCGACCACGGUCCGUGAUGACGUCGGAACGAUCGGAGGAAUCGGAGAGCAACAGUGAGAUGGACGUUCGUACGGAAGAAAAUGAUUCCAAUUUGGACACGGAAGGGGAGGGAAAUUCCGAGCAUGGUAGUGAUGAAAUCGAGCUGGUAUUCAAACCUCAUCCCACGGAAAUGGCCAGUGACAAUCCGGUGUUGAAAGCGUUAAAAGAAAACUCGAUCCGGUACAUCAAAACUACUUCAAACGCUACAAUUGAUCAUCUGAGCAAGUACCUCGCGAUGCGCUUAUCAUUGGAUCUUGAUCCGGCAUUUUCCGAGACGCAUCGAAUGAUGAACUUUUGCAUCUACAUCGCGCAGCAACCGAGUCAACUGGUCGUGCUCAGUGGUAACCAAACACUUCAGCAAGUGAACGAAAAAUUCUGGAAGGUUAACAAACCGUUGGAGAUGUACUAUUCCUGGAAGAAACCAUAAAAAAUAACUCAAUGGUAGGAGUUAUUAAAACACAGCAAACAAAUCUUACUACUAGCUUUUAAUGAGAUUUAUAUUCAUGUACUACUGUAACACAAGAGUUUCAAAUAAAAAUGUAGAUU